Messenger RNA from Darwinula stevensoni, 1471 nucleotides. NCBI's taxonomy places the organism in Eukaryota, Metazoa, Arthropoda, Ostracoda, Podocopida, Darwinulidae. The record is from the annotation of a GenBank genome assembly.
CUAGUCACAUGCUCAUUUACGGUCUGCGUCUGUCCCUAUCAAAAACCUGGGAUCUACGCUUAGGCCGAUACCUAUCAUCAUCAUCGGGUAAAAACUCGGUGGACAUGGGCAUCUCUCAUUUGAUGUGGUUUGGAAAGAUAUGCUGAAUCCGCCCGUCCUGGUCCAGUUUUGUUGGUACAAGACAAUCGUAACGAAGAACCCUUCCAUUAAGUGCAUCCUUACCCCCGAGGAACGUCUAAGUAGGACUCCAUGGCUUCCUUUCCUGCAAGAUAGGCCCGGGACAAUCGCCUUCAAGUUAGUAUUCCGGAAAUAUUGGAAUGCCUUCGUAUCCCGUCCCGUUCAGCUACCGACUGGCAGAUAUCGAGGAGUGCUGUCUAUCAAAGGGGUUACACAGCCUUCAGAUUCGGAACUUUUAACUUUGGUGCCCCUUGUCAUCACCAGAUUCACCUUCACCAUUAUCUUGUUUCUGGAAGUGGAUUAUAAUUUUAACUGGGAUCCUCUUGAUAUGAGUGACCUUCAGAGUACAAUCACAAGUUUGAGGUAUGCUCUGAAUCAGAAAUAUGAGGUCCUGACCUCCAUGGAAAAGGAGAUCUCCUCAAAACUGACCAAGAAGCAAUACAUCAAAAGACAAAUCUCUCGGUUGGGAACUGCAAAUCUUAAUAGCAGAAAGGGUUGUACUGUGGCCUGGCAUUCUGACCCUUGCUUCUAUGACCAACUGACCAAUGUGUUGGAGAGGGAGGAUCACCAGACUGCUCAAUUCCCAGGGUUCAGCUCCAAGAAGGUGCCUUCUCUUCACUCUUCCAUCUUUGAAGUGAGGAAAGGAGUACUGGGUCCUAUAGUCCCAUCACGUCCAUCAAGGAUGAAGCCUGGUGACCGGGCCAAAGUGUUUGGUCCCAAAGGAAGGAUUCUCUAUGGGAUUGUGGAUCAUGUUCAAUCUGAUGGGCGACAGAAUGGAGUCAUGGUGGAGCUACGACUUGAGUCACCGUCAACGUAUGCUGCUGAUGAAUAUGAGUACACCACUUAUUGCUACUACGUUCCAAGUUGGACCUGUGCUCGAACAAGGGGCACUAGGUGGAAGCUGUGGAGCUGGAACAAGAAGGAAUCUUCACAUCUACCUUGUGCAAACAAGGAGGAGGUUGAGAUCCAUGUAAACAUUGAUGAGAAGGAAGAAAUGGAUACCUCGGCUAAGGGAGAAAGACUGCAAUUCCCAUCGCUCAAGACUCAACACCAUGCUGCAAAAAAGAAGAAUGAAGCUUCCAAUGAGAAACACAAGGACAGGAUCAAGAAGGAAACAACGAGGAGACGUGCACACUCCAACGCUAGAAAGGCCAGUGAGACGACCAUCUGCUGCGGUCGAAGUGAAGUCGUCCUCCGACCGGACGGGUGGGAGAUCCUUAGGGGUGUGAGGGCUGCAAGGGAAAGGAUGAGAAAACCUGUCGUCUUGACGGCCACCGACGACUUCAUGCGAUGA